Penicillium cinerascens is the source of this 2622-nucleotide messenger RNA. RefSeq names its product polysaccharide lyase family 26 protein. The record is from RefSeq and is a predicted model, not a curated record. The coding region runs from base 1 to 2622 and encodes 873 amino acids. NCBI's taxonomy places the organism in Eukaryota, Fungi, Ascomycota, Eurotiomycetes, Eurotiales, Aspergillaceae. The transcript has a single exon.
AUGAAGAGGAAUCUGCGCUGGCUUAGUGGGAAUGGCCCCCACGUCCCGUCGGAUGGUGUUUCCUUUGGGAUGCCAUGGCCACGGGGAGUGCAUCAGCCAGGCCAGGCCUUUGUUAUCGAGGGCGACCACGGGGAAUGGCCUAUUGACUCGCGUGAACUUGCAUAUUGGGCUGAUGGCUCUCUCAAAUGUACGGCUCACUCAAUCAGCGGCGAUAUCGGGCACAGCAAGGAAUAUGUGGUCAAAGCCAUUCCCAGGCAGGGAAGGCCAACGGGAGUUAGAGUCCAGAGUGUUGGCGCUUCCCUUUCAGUCUCUUCACGGCAAGGAUUAAAUCUCAGAUUCGGGCCGACGGGAAGUUCGUCAUUGCUUGAAAGACUGGAGAUUGAUGGAAAUACUGUUUGCUCCGCUGCCACAAUCGUUGCAUCCAUCAAUGGAACUGAACACAAAACCCGUGUCAAGGCCGUGGAAAUCGAGAAUCAAACAUUCAGCAGGGUCGUUGUUAAGGUUACUGGGGCUGUGGAUGCAGGGAAAUCUGAAAACCGUCUUCCUUUUCAUGUGCGAUUCUAUGUGCAUUCAGACUCGCCGUCCGUGAAAAUAAUCCACUCGUUUGUACAUGACCUGGACCCCCAUGAGCCACUCACCUCGCUCGGUCUGCGAUUCGCCAUUCCGCUAGAGCACACAGAGCUCUACAACCGACAUAUUUGUCUUGGCGGGUCAGAGGGAGGUGUUCUGAAAGAGGAGGUGAAAGGUUUAUCUGGAUUAAGGUAUGGCCCAACAGUGCAAAACAGAAUCUAUCAAACGGCAGGACGGAUUGUCACUCUACGAGAGGAGGAGUGGACGAGAAUAAAUCUGGCCGAGGGUCUAUCCUACAUUCCUUCGUGGGACUCUUACUCGCUUUCUCAGCUCUCUUCUGAUGGCUUCACCAUCAAGAAACGAACCAAGCCAGGUUGCUCCUGGGUCAAAGUCAUCGGUGGUGGGCGGGCAGAUGGAACUGCGUACGUCGGAUCUGCCCAGCAUGGUGGACUGGCAGUUGGCAUGUCCGACUUUUGGGAGCGCUAUCCAACCCAGAUCGACCUGGACAACAUGACCUCGGAGGCCGGUAUUAUAACUGUAUGGCUAUACUCACCUUUAGCCGAGCCAUUGGAAACGGCACCUUACCACGAUGGCCUUGGCUUGGACACCUACCCAAAGCAAUUAAAGGCUCUGAACGUGACAUACGAGGAUUUUGAACCCGCGUUUGUGACAGCAAACGGUAUCGGAAGAACAAAUCAACUCUAUUUGAAGCCAUUUCGCCAGACCCCUUCCAACCAGGAGCUCAGUGCCUUCUCGUCACUCGUUCGCGAUCCGCCACGCCUGGUUGCAACUUCAGCGCAUAUGCACGCCGCGAAUGCCUUUCACGGAUGUUGGGCUCCUGAUUUCCAGACUAAAACCCUUGGUUCAACUUCCAAGGCAGCUGAUAUUGAGAAGAACCUGGACCUGCUAUUCAACUAUUACCAUGAUCAGGUUGAACAGAAUCGAUGGUACGGAUUCUGGGACCAUGGGGAUGUUCAACACACGUACGAUUCCUAUCGACAUGCAUGGAGAUACGAUGUUGGUGGUUUUGCAUGGGACAACUGCGAAUUAUCUACAGACCUUUGGCUUUGGCUCUAUUUUCUACACACUGAACGGGCAGAUGUAUUCAAGAUGGCCGAAGCCAUGACGAGACAUACCGGUGACGUGGAUGUAUAUCACAUUGGAAGAUUUAAAGGAUUUGGGACCCGGCAUGGUGUUCAGCAUUUCAGCGACAGUUCCAAGCAGCUUCGAAUCUCCAAUGUUCUCUACCGUCGUAUCUACUUUUAUCUCACCGGAGACGAACACACUGGAGACUUAAUUUCUGAGCUUCAAGGCUGUCAACACUCCCUCUUGGUACUGGAUUCUCAUCGCAAGGUGCAGCAACAUGCAGGAAUUCCUGAAGGUUUCGCGAUGACGAACAUCGGUCUGGAUUGCGGCCCUCUUAUUGCGGCCUGGUUAACAGCGUGGGAAGGUCGGAGUGAGGGCUGGGAGCAAUGCAAAGACCUUCUCAUCAACCUUCUAGACGGAAUUGCGGGCCUGAAACAUGGGAUUGGAAACAAUGCCAUUCUGUUUAAUCCAACCAGUGGUGAAGUACGAGAAUGUCCUCCUCCAACGCCAGAAUGGGCAAUCUCACACCUUUCUAUGCUGUUUGGCUUCCCCGAAAUCCUCGCUGAAUUAUUCCACUAUGCGUGGAAAGAGUAUCCUUUAAUGAUGGAGAAAUUCAUGAAAGUGUGGUUAGCUUAUUGCCGGGCAUACAACGGCGGUCCGAAGGUACAACGCGAAGAAUUCGGCUUCGAAUUCCCUUCUCAUGCAAUAUGGAGACAGAGCCAUUCAACUCUUACUGCUUUUGCAGCAGUUGAGUCAAAUGAUGAGCACCUUGCACAUACCGCUUGGGACCAAUUCUUUAAUACAGAUGGUUACACGGUACGACAAGAUUGGAGUAUAUUGCAGACGUCGCCUCCGGAUUAUUUCAGUAACGGCGAGGAGGCUCGAUGGGUAAGCACGAAUGAGACUGCUCGCUACGGUGUCUCUGCGAUCUUUAACCUUGCCAACAUUGGCAAAUACCUAUCUUAG